CGUGGGCUGUUCGUCCAUUGAGACUUGCGCUCCGACGCCCGACUUGCCUUGCUGAUCCCUCAGUCUCGGCCUUUUUUUUUCAAGUACACAGGUCUCUCCAACUGAAGGAUGCCUUUCAACUUCCUCGUUUUUUCUCUUGCUCCUACUAUCUGAAAAUUCCUCUCUCUUCUUAAAGCUUGAGACACUUGCUUCGUGUUUUCUUCCUCCAUCGAUUCCCUCGCUCGUCGAACACUUGAAAGCCGUAAACCAAACAAUUCCAUCUCACCCCUCGCGCGCGUCGCACUCGAGCCACUUCCCGACCCUUUCCAAACAACGGAUGCGCACCCGAUAAUGAAGACUUGUGGCUUGUUUCUCCCUCGUUAAAUCUGACGAGUCCCUCUCUUACUUUCGAUCGAUAUAUUCGUCACUUCCUUGCUAUUCAAACACCAUGAAGGAGUUCCCAAGGAAGUUUCUCAGCAAGCGCGAAAAGAAUGGCCGGCGAUCUAAGUCGGCCACACCAGCGCCAGUUGUCCCAACGGUUGUUGACAGCACUAGCAACAAAAACAAGCCUCGACCACUCUCCGCUGGGGCUUUCAUGGCCUUAUUCAAAAACGACAGCGCAAAACAAGGAGCAAAAGCAGAAGCAGAGAAGGAGAAGGAUACCGCACAAAUCGAGUACAUUUUACGCCGCCUAGACGAGCUCAACAUAACCAAUGUCACCGCCGAUCAUGUUACCGACAUCAUGGCAACCAAGUUUGCAGACCACGACCCCAAUAAGACAGUCGAGUUCAUCGAUAUGGAGCAAAAAGCUGCAGCGGGUAUCAUAACCCCAUAUGAUCCCAGCGUGGAUAUGGUGGGCGCCGAAAACCGUGGCAACGUGACUUGCUAUCUUGAUGCACUUCUGUUCUCAAUGUUUGCUAAAAUCGAUGCUUUCGAGUGUAUGCUCAAAAAUGAUUUCCCAGAGGAAGACAAUCGCAACAAACUUGUCAAUCUUUUGCGGAUGUGGGUUAACAUGUUGAGGACGGGGAAAUUAGUGCAUACGGAUAUGACCAAGUUGAUACAGGACGCUCUGGCUGACUGUGGAUGGUCGGAUGCACGGAUGCUUGAGCAGCAAGACACCUCGGAGGCUUUUGCUUUCAUAACAGAAACCUUACAGCUACCUCUACUUUCACUGCAAGUCGAUCUCUUCCACCAAGGCAAAAAGGACAAGGAUGACCACAAGGUUGUUUAUGAGCGUCUUCUGAAUCUGGCUGUACCUCCAGAUCCUGAGGAGAAGGGUCUGAAAUUAGAAGACUGCCUCGAAGAAUACUUCAACGCCCAGGUAGACGUUAAGCGAGAUAGCGAAGACGGGAAAAAGCUCGGGGUAGAAGAGAAGAGUCGAAGUGAGACACCAACACUCAAGCAUAGGGAUACAAUUCGCAUCAUCACUGAAGAACGCGGCGAAGCAUCAACACCAACGUCCCCCUUGGUAAAUACACCGUUGGAGAUAACGCCAACUUCAGAGAAGGGGGGUUCGCUUCUGCUGGCAGAUCCCAAUGUCAAGAAUGGAAAUACUCCUGAUGAUGAAGAAGAGGGAGAGGUUACGACUGUGGAAAUAGUACAGAACAAGCCAAGCAUGCGAGCGAGGUCUACCAGCGUGAUCCAGCGCGUAGUGUUGGAUGAAGACGGUCACCCCUCUACCCCAGACAAUUUUACAAUGCUUCAAAAGGCUAUGAGGAAAGGCUCGACAGUUGUGAAGGCAGUUACUAUUCCUGCCUGGCAGUUUUUCCGUCUGAUUCCUUGGCAUGCGCUUUCAAGCGGUGAGCCCAGGAAUAAUACGGAGGUCGCAUUGAACUUUGAGCAAAGACCUGUUGUUGGCAUCUGUCUCAAACGUUACGCUAUGACUGAGUCCGGCCAGCCGAAACGUCACAAUACCUUUAUCGACAUUCCCGAUAGUCUGAGACUACCCCAUUUCAUGCUAGCCGAUGAACCCAAGGCCGAGGAAGAUAUGAACGUUCUUAAUACGGACUAUAAGCUCGUCCUACAGUCCGUCAUCUGCCACCGGGGCGACUCAUUACAAAGUGGCCAUUAUGUUUCGUUCGCCCGAGUGGCCCCUAAGUUAUUGAAAGACAAUAGACGGCAUAAUUUCGACCCACCACCGGAUUACGAGGAAGCACAAUGGGUUAAAUUCGAUGACCUCCAGAUCGAAAAUCGAGUCAGUUAUGUGGAAGAUAUCAGGUCAGCAUUGAAGGAGGAAAUGCCUUAUCUUCUGUUCUAUCAGAUCAUGCCGAUGGUCGAAGUCUCGCCUCCGUCUGUGGACGAGACAGAGACAGAACCGCCUUCCUACAACGAUUCGAAAAUCAGCAUUGAGUUGCCUCCUACUCCUUCGCAAAGCAACCGAUUGGGUAGUCUGGAGGGGGGCUAUUUUGAUAGUACACCAACCUUGGAGAACUCACAACUUUUGUCUAGUAAACCACCAAGUAUUCGCCUCUCUAUGGACGGCGAAAGGCCAAGAAGAAGCGAAGAUAUCGACCGAAACCCAGGGUCUCUAACUGGGGACUCGCGGCGUCCCAGCGCUGUUUGGACGGAUUCGACCAUACAUACCCCCAACUCCCACUCUCCAGCUGUUACGCCUAACGAAGAAUCGACAGCAUCAAGGUUGUCACGCGCAGCAUCUAGAUUCACAUUGGUUAACAGAAGUCGGCCCAGUAGCCAGAAUGGAGAAAAUCGCAUUAGUUUCUCGAUGAGCCGACUGGGCGGUCUCAUGCGGCCUAGCAAAGAGCCCUUGGCGGAGCCCAAAGAUGAACCCAAUGGCAUUGGCAUGUCUUCUGGCAACUCCACGGGCGUCUUGACGGCAGAGAUAUCUAAAGAGUCGAAGGAAUCAAAGGAUGCCGUGGAUGGGACAGAGCAGCUGGCCGAACCAGAACCCGAACAGCAUCACCAUCGUCACCAUGGCCAUAAACAUGGACAUAAGAGGGUCAAGUCCAAAGACAAGGUUAAGAAUAAGAGCGGCGACCAACCUGAACGUGAAUGCAUAGUGAUGUAACAGUCAUCCUGCUACGUCAUUACGAUAACCACGUUACGGGAGAAAGAAUGCAAUUAGAUUAUACUUCACAUACUUACGACCGUUCUGGUGUUUGGACAUGCAUAGCUAUAGGAGUCUUGAUUUACAAGGAGGAACUGGCACGGGUUUAAAAAGAUGAAGAGGGAUGGGGUAACGCAGCGACUUUGUUGUUAGUAUGACGUUGGACAUCAGGCUACGCAGAGAUGGUCUUGUGAUAUUGGUACCCUAUGAGGACCUCUUUUUUUUUCGUAUUGGUUUCUCAAAAGAAAAAGUGAACAGAACUUUGGUAAUUAGCAAGGCGUUUUUGGGCGGUUGAGACAAUUUUUGUCACAAGGCUAACUUUCGGAGCUUGGGGGGUACUUUGAACACGAUACACGCGAGUAUGAGAUAAUGAGACACAAGAAUCGAGGUUGACACCGCACGCUAGAGGCGAGAAAGCUUCCAAGUGCUUUCAUGUGACAAAAUAUUCCAUGAUAACGUCUACCAUUGGUGCGGAAGGAC
Messenger RNA from Fusarium verticillioides 7600, 3523 nucleotides. RefSeq lists its product as hypothetical. Lineage: Eukaryota; Fungi; Ascomycota; Sordariomycetes; Hypocreales; Nectriaceae. The transcript has 5 exons. Gene Ontology annotation, molecular function: cysteine-type deubiquitinase activity; cysteine-type endopeptidase activity. Gene Ontology annotation, biological process: protein deubiquitination. The record is from RefSeq and is a predicted model, not a curated record. Gene Ontology annotation, cellular component: nucleus; cytosol. Bases 428 to 3004 code for a protein of 858 amino acids.